Molecule: messenger RNA, 3570 nt
Organism: Orcinus orca (killer whale)
Lineage: Eukaryota; Metazoa; Chordata; Mammalia; Artiodactyla; Delphinidae
Gene: NKAIN3
Product: sodium/potassium transporting ATPase interacting 3
Exons: 7
Coding region: 1-591 (196 amino acids)
Biological process (GO): regulation of sodium ion transport
Source: RefSeq, a predicted model, not a curated record
AUGGGCACCACGGUCUUAGUGAUGAUGGUGUCCCUCUCAGCAUUAGAGAGGCAGAUCUUUGACUUCCUCGGCUUCCAGUGGGCGCCCAUCCUUGGAAAUUUUCUACAUAUAAUAGUCGUCAUAUUGGGUCUAUUUGGAACCAUUCAGUACAGACCUCGCUAUAUCGUGGUGUAUACAGUAUGGACUGCCCUCUGGGUCACCUGGAAUGUUUUCAUUAUCUGCUUCUAUUUGGAAGUAGGUGGGCUCUCUAAGGAUACAGAUCUAAUGACAUUCAACAUCUCUGUACACCGGUCGUGGUGGCGGGAACACGGGCCUGGCUGUGUCCGAAGAGUGCUGCCCCCGUCAGCCCACGGCAUGAUGGACGAUUACACGUAUGUCUCCGUCACUGGCUGCAUCGUCGACUUCCAGUACCUGGAGGUCAUCCACAGUGCCGUCCAAAUACUACUCUCUUUGGUUGGUUUUGUGUAUGCCUGUUAUGUGAUCAGUAUUUUCGUGGAAGAAGAGGACACCUUUGAUUUCAUAGGUGGACUUGAUGCACACUCCUACUACCAGGAUCAUGUUGAGUUAAAGCCUGUUCAUCUGUCGAAAUAAGUAAUGACUGCUGACUCUGAAAAUGCGGCUGCUGAACUUGACUUAGGAAGCAAAGCACCAAUGACAGCACCUCUCUGCAUUGACACGUCUCACUUUCUUCCAGAGGAUGGACUGCACCUCCCCACUUUCCCACGAAUCACAGAGUUCUCCAGGCACGGCCUAAGUGUUAUUAGCAUUGUUCGCUAGAUGAGUUGUAGGUGCUUGGGUGGGUGUUUUUCUAGUCAUUUCCUUCUUACAUGAAUACUUGUAAAUUGUACCCCAAAACUGGUUUUUAAUCUUUUAACAAUAUUUAAUGUGAGGCAUGCAAAAUGAAAAACAUUCUGUGAAAGCUUUCCACAGUCAAUUCUAAGAGAAAUGUGGCUUUGUGUAGUUGAGAUGUCAAGUCCCCAUUGCUGACUGCGGUGAUCUCAGGCCUGACGGGAGUUCUCACAGAGGAUGUUACCCGGGGUUCCUCGGCAGGAAGUUAGAUGCGGUGACAGAUGAUAAAUGGGUACAGAUAGUGGAUGGGGCUUUCAGACUGAGUACAGAUCAUUUUUUCAACACCACAGACAAAACAGAGAGUCCUCCUUUGUUCUCGACUUUCCAAAACCCAGAAUCAUAUUAUGGCAAUCUAAAUGUUCAGAUGCUUGCAUAAUAUCUCGUUCUUCCUAUGUUCUGAAAAAAUAUAUAUCACGGGCGUAUGAAAGAGUGAAAUGACCAGUAGAACACCUUUCCCAUUUGGAGGGAAUCUGGUAUCUCUGAGGUUCAGAUUUUCUACCCUUUCUCCCAGUUCUGACACUGGCGUCAGACCUAAAUAUACAGCUUAUAGGUUUAUGGGACAGAAAUCACAACCAUAAAUCUGUGAUCAGGAAUGUUGCUUUUAAGAUAUUCCAAAAAGUAUUAAAAUAGUGUGGAAUUCUCUAUAAUACUUCUAAAGAAGAUGUUUAUAUUUGUUCUGAAUCAACUUUUCUUUCUCCUACCCCAUCCCAAGAACCAAGAAAGUAAUAUGGGAAACAAUAUUCCAUGGGAAAAGGACUGUUGAAAACAUAUCACAGUUUUUUCCUUCAUAUCUUUCAAUUAUUAUUUCCCAUAUCAAAAUAAGCUUUGCUCACUUUGUGUAACAACUAAGAUGAGGCCUCCUAUAGGGCCCGAAAUUGUGUCUACGUGCAGUAUUUAAUCCAGAAGUUAACUUGGCCCAUACAUCUCUAAGUCAGUCUACAAACCAUCUUAAAUUGUGUCCAACUUUUUGUAUGUGUGUAGAGGUUUUUAUUUUCCUUCUUCUCCUUUGAAGCCCAUGUAUUUUAUAAGAUUCUUUUAAGAAUCAGAAUUUAUGCAAUAAAGUUGGCCCUGGUUCCUUCCAGUUCAUGACAGACACCGUGGGCUUUCCGGAGGUCUGUUGUACUCACAGCCUCUGGGCUGUGCCCUGUCAGUCAGCUGACACUCACUGAAUCCCAUCACUUUUCAUUCCACUGAAUAAACCCAAAUUCAAAAUGAAGAGGAGAUAGCAGGGACUGGGGAGAAGGGCCAGUCCACGCCGACUUGUACAGUUGGGGGCUGGAGCCUAGGGGAUUUGAUGAUUUGUCCGAAGCCCUGCUGUAUACAGAGGGCACAGGCUAUGACUGGAGGAAGGAGAAGCCGGAGGGCAAAAGGGGGGGAAGGUUGGGUCCCCAGCCCACCACUGUGGUCUUGGGCAGUGUUAGACAUCUCGGUCCUGGAGAUUUCCUCAUCUGUAAAGUAGAACAACAAUCCCUACCUCCCAAGGGUAAGGUGAGGAUUAGCUGAAAAUAUAAAAAAUACUGUGUAAACUGUGAAGCAUGCCACAAUUGAAAGAGGCAGUUACCACUGUCAUGUCAGAACAAGUUGCAUCCUGUCCGGAGCUCUUGUUACCCAUUCAAGUGCUGUGCAAAGCCCAUGCAAACCCCAAACUCUUCCAAGUUUUCUAAAAAGUAGCUUGAAAAACUUGCCCAUAUUUAAGAGAUUAGAAAUAGUAUACACUAAACACUGCAUUUCUUAAUUUUAAAAUAACUUUUACAUUCAAAGUCCAAGACGAAUACAUAUUAUUAUGGAGAAAACUAAUAGCAUAUAAAAAAUGUAGAAAAUGAGUAAGACAGAAGAGUAAAAAUAACAUUUAAAUAUUUUAAACUGUCAUUUCAUUACACACACACACACACACACACACGCAUGCACAAACAAAACACAGUAAACUUCACAAAACAGUACCACACUAACUAGUGUUGCUGUUUCACCUUCGUAUAAAUCUGAACAUACUUCUACAAUGCACUGCAGAGUCCUAGAUCUUGUCUAACUGCAGAGUUGAGGAGGAAAUCCUCACAUUAGUGAUCUUUCUAUGGAUAUUCAAUAUAGGCAACUACUUAAUAUGGUACGUGUGUUUUUAGUUUUUAAUCUUUCUUCAUUUAAGUUAUAACUGUUUCAAUCCCCAAUCCCAGCAAUCCAUAAUGGUAAUUCUAAAGUUCCAGAAAAUUUGCCACUCAUCAGAAACAAGUCAGAUAGAUGUCCCAUCUCCCCUCCCUCCCGCUGGGCCCCUCCCUGCCUCUCCUCUUCCCGGCCAGUCUUUAGAGGUUCUGCUUACUUAAGACCAAGGGACGAAAAGAAGCACAGGCUUGUGCGGUAACACUCAGCAGCCACCCCUUGAUCCGGGUAAUUCCAACACAGCACCGUCCAGCUUGCUGCCUCUUAGCAGUGAGCGUUUCCAGGUUUUGCAGCUUUUGCCUCCUGUUUUAGGGAAGGUACGCUGCACCGUGCAUCACGCAGCAGGGUUUUCGACAAAAACAUGUUCACUCUAUCUACACUCUUGCUGAAUCUUGGCUUCUCUGUAUGCAAAGUGUGUGUCUGGUCAGAGCGACGCGUAUAUUUAGCCUGUAUUCAUGUGCUACCAUCUCCUCAUCCAAAAGAUGGUCCAACUCCAGGUUCCAGCGCUCUCCUCAGAAGCUGUCUCGAUUUACCUGGAGAUGCGUCCCCCAGUGCCCAUGAGCCCCUAGU